UUGGUUUCUUCUCCUUUGCUUCUUCAGCGGAAUCCCCUCACCCCUUCUCCUCCCUUGGCUUCAUUAGUAAUCCAAAUCUCUCUCUCUCUCUCUCUAAAACUUUCUACAGAAUUUCAUCUCUCUUGAAUUUUCUCUCUCGUUUUCUCCGAGAAAAUUUCAUAUACAUUGGUGAUCUAUUUCUUCUUUAUUUUCCCUCUCGGAUCCUCCUUGUCAAUUUAGCAUCAUUGGUGAGUAAAGCCUCUCACAAUUUAAAGUCUUCUAAGAUUUUCCAUAAUCUUGGUGAUUGAAAAUUCCAGCUCAAGUGCCCCAGUUUUUCAUGAGGGUAGUUAUGAAGUAAAUAAAAGAAAAUUAAUUGACAAUCAAGCGCGUUGAAUUUAAUGCUUGGUCUCUGGAGUUCAAGUGGAGAGCUUCAAAAUGCUGUUGAAUCUCUCCCUGAUAUUCAGUUGCUCCUAUAAAGAAAAGUCGGUUUUCGAUGACAUCAAAUGUUGUAGGCUAGAAGAGUACAGUAUCACUAAACCACGCUCACAAGCUAAUGGCCAGCACUUCAUUGACAACUUAGACACCUCUACUUGGAGGUUUUUUAAGUUCCACUGAGAGAUUUUUUAUCAUAAUAAGUUGUGAAAUCAAUAAUGGAAAGAUAUAGAAUUUUGGAGGAGCUUGGAGAUGGCACUUGCGGCACUGUAUAUAAGGCCAUUGACUGUAGAACACAUGAGAUUGUUGCUGUUAAGAAGAUGAAGAGAAAGUUCUAUUUUUGGGAAGAAUAUUGGAGAUUACGAGAAAUUAAGAAGUGCCUUCUCCAGGUCCUCCGAAAACUGAAUCAUCCCAACAUCAUAAAAUUGAAAGAGGUUGUCAAGGAAAAUGAUGAGGUGUUCCUCAUAUUUGAGCACAUGAGUUUUAAUCUCUACCAAAUGAUGAGAGAACGACAAAGGCCCUUUUCUGAAGACGAGAUACGGAGCUUUAUGUCUCAAGUACUUCAUGGACUUGAUCAUAUCCAUAAAACUGGAUAUUUUCAUAGAGAUCUGAAACCUGAGAAUUUGCUGGUGACAAACGAUGUCCUUAAAAUUGCUGAUUUUGGCCUGGCUAGAGAAGUGUCGUCAAUGCCUCCUUACACUGAAUAUGUUUCCACACGAUGGUACCGAGCGCCAGAAGUCUUGCUACAGUCCAAGUUUUACACUCCUGCAGUCGACAUGUGGGCAGCUGGCGCAAUCCUAGCUGAGCUUUUCACUCUGUCUCCUAUUUUUCCUGGUGAAAGUGAAAUAGAUCAGCUGUUAAAGAUAUGCUGUGUUCUUGGUACACCAGACAUGACUGCUUUCCCCGACGGGGUAAAUACAUCCCGAUUAUGUGGGAUUACAAGUUAUGAGAAGAUAUUGCCUGCGAACCUGUCUGAUAUCAUUCCCAAUGCAAGCCCAGAAGCUAUUGAUUUAAUCAGGCGACUUUGUUCAUGGGAUCCAUCAAGGAGGCCAGGUGCAGAGGAGUCAUUACAGCAUCCUUUCUUCCAUGCGGGUUGGAUUCCUCGUUUACUCGGUGAUCCACUUGAGCUAAACUUGAGUAAUAUGGUGGCAAAGCCAAAUCUUGAGUUGAAAUUAUCAAACUUUGGUGCUGAACCUGAUGACUGCUUUCUUGGCUUGACGUUAGCUGUAAAUCCCAGUGUUCCAAACUUGGAUUUGGUUAGAGAUGUAUCUCAGGGUAGGGACAAGGAUGCAUUAUUUCGCUCUGGUUUAGAAGAUCACAGAGAACAAUCAGUUUUUUUGUCGCUGAUUUCACCGGAUAGAACCGGAAUUCGUGCCCCAGUAGAGACAUCAUUUUCUGUAUCUUUCAGUUCAAUUCAACACCCAUCAUCAAUCAGAGGAUCACAAUCAGCUGGGUUCUCUAUUCCAGCGUUGCAGCCUAACAUCUUAGACGGUCCCUUUUUGGGCAUUUCCCCUCCCUUCCCUCGAAGGUCAUUGCCUCUGAGUGAUCGACUUAAAUGAUCUAAUGGUGAUCUAAUAACGUGGGGCCGCUAUUUGUUUUAUUUUAUUUCUUUCUUGUACAGCUCGCUCUAUUAAGCACCUCUAAUCUCUCCUUUAUAUUGUGGAAUGUAAGGUUCGGAUUCCGGGAAAAUACAUAUAAUGGAAAUAGUUUUCGACAGGAACUUUUAUAGCAGAAA
This is a messenger RNA of Morus notabilis, 2146 nucleotides long. RefSeq names its product serine/threonine-protein kinase MHK. NCBI's taxonomy places the organism in Eukaryota, Viridiplantae, Streptophyta, Magnoliopsida, Rosales, Moraceae. The transcript has 18 exons. Gene Ontology annotation, molecular function: protein serine/threonine kinase activity; ATP binding. Gene Ontology annotation, cellular component: cytoplasm; nucleus. The coding region runs from base 630 to 1970 and encodes 446 amino acids. The record is from RefSeq and is a predicted model, not a curated record. Gene Ontology annotation, biological process: intracellular signal transduction; protein phosphorylation.